AUGCCGGCCCAAGUGAUGCCUGAGCAGACCUUUCAAUCCCUCCACGACACCAUCAUGGAGGAGACCAAUUCAACUAUAUUUCAUAAAAGGUUGCAAGGAAAAGUAGCAAUCAUAACCGGAGGCGCACAAGGAAUCGGCAAAGCAACCGUCAAGCUUUUCGCUAGACACGGCGCAACGGUAGUGAUCGCUGACGUGGACGACGCAGCUGGCUCUUCCCUAGCUAAAUCUCUCUCCUCCCACUUAACUUCCAAUAACGUUGUGGCUUUCAUAAGCUGCGACGUCUCGGUGGAAGCUGACGUGGAAAACCUCGUGAACGUAACCGUGUCGCGUUACGGUCGUCUCGACAUUCUAUUCAACAACGCAGGAGUUCUCGGCGACCAGAAGAAACACAAAAGCAUACUAGACUUCGACGGCGAAGAGUUCGACCAAGUGAUGCGUGUGAACGUGCGAGGCGUAGGGCUAGGCAUGAAACACGCGGCACGUGCGAUGAUCAAGAGAGGGAUAAGAGGCUGCAUAAUCUCGACGGCGAGUGUGGCCGGUGUGAUGGGUGGAAUGGGCCCGCACGCUUACACGGCGUCGAAGCAUGCGAUCGUUGGGCUGACCAAGAACGCAGCGUGUGAGCUUGGGAGGUAUGGGAUUAGGGUUAACUGCAUAUCGCCGUUUGGAGUUGCCACGUCGAUGCUUGUGAACGCGUGGCGGAAGACGAGUGGUGGUGACGUGGAGGAGGAUGAUGGUGAUGAGGUGGAGAAGAUGGAAGAGUUUGUGAGGAGUUUGGCUAAUUUGAAAGGAGAGACGUUGAGAGUGACGGAUGUAGCUGAGGCGGCGUUGUAUUUGGCGAGUGAUGAGUCUAAGUAUGUGAAUGGACACAAUCUUGUCGUUGACGGUGGUGUUACGACAGCCAGAAACUGUGUUGGUUUGUGA
Eutrema salsugineum is the source of this 921-nucleotide messenger RNA. RefSeq names its product short-chain dehydrogenase reductase 2a. The record is from RefSeq and is a predicted model, not a curated record. Gene Ontology annotation, molecular function: oxidoreductase activity, acting on the CH-OH group of donors, NAD or NADP as acceptor. NCBI's taxonomy places the organism in Eukaryota, Viridiplantae, Streptophyta, Magnoliopsida, Brassicales, Brassicaceae.